GCUGUAGCAGGUCGCAUUUUGAAAACCCCUUGACCGCGCUGCCAUGGCAGCGGUGGUUCCAGCGCAGCAGGUUUUGCAAGCGGCUUUCGGGGAGAACCCGCAGAACCUGCAGGUUCUACAUUUCGACCCCUCACGUGGCGAAACGGCGCUCUGUCGCAUUUUCCUUCGCCGCGGUGCUUGUAAAUGGGGUGAUUUAUGCCGCCAUAGCCACGAGAUGGACCUCUCAAGCUACUCCUUGCGUGCGCGAAGGGGUGCUGCCAUGCCGGCUCUAGUACAGGGGGAUCCGAAAGCUGCCUUGGAAACGGCCUCGGAAAACAUCGCCUUUGUGCUAAGCGGCCCAAAGGCGGUCUACGACUUCGAGGAUCCCCACGUGGCGCGGAGUUUUCUGGCGCCGGCCGCGUCCGACCUUUGGGCGUGUCUGCCCUGGGAGUUGGCCGUCGACACCUUGUGGAGUGCAGGGCCACGGGGGGCUGUCUCUGCAUGCAUGGCCUGCAAGGACUGGGGGCCCAAGCAGGUGGCGCAAGGCCUGCGAGAGCGUUUCUACCGCGAGGUCACAGGCGCAGACUUCAGUGGAUGUACCUGGCGUCACCUUUGCGACUUCAUGUUGACCAGGCGGCUUCUACACUCGGCACGUGGCGCACAGGGGGAACGGCGAGCCCUGGUAGAUCAGGGUUGUGGCCCCGUGGUGCACAUUUGCCAGCCGUCUCCAGUCUUCCUGCUGUUUCUGGACGGUGCUGUUACCUUUGCACUGCUCCGCAGUGGAGAGGUGCGAUGUCAUCGUAGCAGCACCGGACAGAUCUUGGGGCAGUCCACACGGCUGGGAAAAGGCCGACAACUGCAAGCUGCCGCCUUGCUGGGAUGCGAGGC
Molecule: messenger RNA, 867 nt
Organism: Cladocopium goreaui
Lineage: Eukaryota; Dinophyceae; Suessiales; Symbiodiniaceae
Source: the annotation of a GenBank genome assembly